Molecule: messenger RNA, 1796 nt
Organism: Terrapene triunguis (Three-toed box turtle)
Lineage: Eukaryota; Metazoa; Chordata; Testudines; Emydidae
Product: TGF-beta receptor type-2-like
Exons: 7
Coding region: 98-1726 (542 amino acids)
Biological process (GO): cellular response to growth factor stimulus; heart development; protein phosphorylation
Cellular component (GO): plasma membrane; signaling receptor complex
Molecular function (GO): SMAD binding; metal ion binding; transforming growth factor beta binding
Source: RefSeq, a predicted model, not a curated record
GUUGGGAGCAAAAUAAUCACAGACUGGCUGCACUGGUGGAGGAUGAAUUGAUCAAAACUGUGAAGCUGGGUUUCCAGUUGCUGGCAGGAUCCAGAAAAUGGGUUACUGGAAGAGGCUGGGUCUGAUUUCCCUACUGCUGCUGUCCUUCUCAUGUUCUGCCGGGGCACGAAGAAAUCUGAAGACCAACUUGUGUAAAUGGUGCGACUCCACCUCCCCAGUGUGUGAGGAAAAGGUGUGCUACAGCAACUGUAAUUUGAACUCCUAUUGUGAGAGUCCAUAUGAAAUCUGUGUGGCCAUAUGGGCUUCGGUUUAUGAACCAGAUCCCCAGAUCCAAACUAUCCCCAUCUUUGAGGUGUUCAAAAUGCCAAUGCAAAACUUUCCAUCUUUAUUUCAUCAUUGGCUUUCAGAUCACUGGAAGGUUUGUGCACGAUACUCCAUGCUGCAGAGCAAAGAGGCCAUUCCUGUAGCAGCAAUAAGCCUGCUCCCCCCUCUGCUCGUGGCUGUCAUGAUAACGGUGAUAUUUUACCUCUGCCGCACCCAGAAGCAGAAAAAGAGAGCCAAGGACUGGGGCCAGAAGCACCCACAGCACCAGGCUUUGCCCGAGCCAGGAAAAGCUGCUGAGGACGAUGAGAAAUUAUCUGUGAUGACAGACGACAAUCACUCCAGCAUGAUCUUCACCUGCGCCAACAGCAUCAACCAUAACACCGAGCUGUUGCCAAUUGAGCUGGAUGAGAUAGUGGGGAAAGGCCAGUUUGCCAAGGUCUGGAGGGCCAAGCUGAACCACACCACUUCGGGGCAAUACGAGACAGUAGCUGUUAAGAUUUUCCCGUGCGAGGAAUAUUCCUCAUGGAAAAAUGAAAGCCAGAUCUUUACAGAGGCCAGCCUCAAGCAUGAGAGCGUCCUUCAAUUCCUUACAGCAGAGGACAGGGGGUCUGGGCCCCGGAAGGAAUACUGGCUCAUCACUGCCUACCAUAGAAGGGGCAACCUGAAGGACUAUCUGUCCCGACACAUUCUGAGCUGGAUAGACUUACAAAAAAUGGCUGGCUCCCUGGUGGACGGCGUGGCCCACCUGCACAGCGACUACACUGCCUGUGGCAGGCCAAAGAUCCCAAUCGCUCACCGGGAUAUCAAAAGCACCAACAUCCUGGUGAAGAGCGAUUGGGAGUGCGUGAUUUGUGAUUUUGGCAUUGCUCUAAAGCUAGACCCUUCCUUAACAGCGGAUGACUUUGCUAACAGCGGGCAGGUUGGCACUGCCAGGUACAUGGCUCCUGAGGUUCUAGAGUCUAGAGUGAAUCUGGAAGACCUGGAGUCCUUCAAACAAAUGGACGUCUACUCCAUGGCCUUGGUUUUAUGGGAAAUGGCCUCUAGGUGUGAGGUUGUAGGAGAGGUAAAAAGUUAUGAGCUACCUUUUGGGUCGAAAGUCCAGGAGCAACCCUGUGUGGAUACCAUGAGAGACAUUGUGCUGCACGGCAGAGGGCGCCCAGAGAUACCCUGCAACUGGCUAGUGCAUCAGGGAAUGCACUUUCUGUGCGACACCAUCACAGAGUGUUGGGACCAUGACCCCGAGGCUCGCCUUACAGCCCAUUGUGUGGCAGAGCGGUUCAAUCUGAUGGCACAAAUGGACUGUGAUGACAUCCUCAACAACAAUACAGACAAUGAAGGCAGCAAAACAGCCCGUCUAAGUGGGGAACAUCAAGCCAGUGACGGGAACAGAAAUACCCAGUGACAGGAAGAAACGAAAGCCUCAUAUCAAAAAGAAACAAGGAGAUUAAAGACAAACACGUGGCUCUAAAUAA